AUGUCAACGAACGCCUCAAACGAAUGCGAAAUCGAACGUCUCAAAAAGAAACUGCAAUAUGUCACUGCCGCAGCCAAGGAGAAGGCCGAAGAGCUGCAAAUCGUUAGAGAAGAGAGAGAUCGACUGGAGAAGGCGUAUCGCGAGAAAUCGAAGCAGCUGGAUCAACUGAAAGAACUGGCUGAAACAUUUGACACGAGAAUGAACCGAAUGCGGUUGGAGCUGCAGGAGGCUACUGAUAAGCUAAUGAACUCAGAAACGGCUCGCAAAGCGCUCCGGGCGGAGCUCACUAAGCUCCAGCAAGAGCUCCAGUUCGGAGCCGAGCAGAUGCGACGUAAAACGGACGAAUUCAAUACGGCCAUCGAAGAUCUAUCGAAUGCACACAGACAGGCCGAGGACGGUCGUGUGAAUGCACUGCAGGAACUGGAGAACAAUAAAUAUGAAUUGAAUGACUUGAAGGUUAUUUUUUACCGAGUUGAGGUUUUUUCGGUUUUUUAUUACCGCUUUUUACCGGUUUCUGGAGUUGGAAAAUAA
Molecule: messenger RNA, 531 nt
Organism: Anisakis simplex (herring worm)
Lineage: Eukaryota; Metazoa; Nematoda; Chromadorea; Rhabditida; Anisakidae
Source: the annotation of a GenBank genome assembly